This is a messenger RNA of Guyanagaster necrorhizus, 2305 nucleotides long. Its product is annotated as kinase-like protein. The transcript has 3 exons. Lineage: Eukaryota; Fungi; Basidiomycota; Agaricomycetes; Agaricales; Physalacriaceae. The record is from RefSeq and is a predicted model, not a curated record. Bases 268 to 2136 code for a protein of 622 amino acids. Gene Ontology annotation, molecular function: ATP binding; protein kinase activity. Gene Ontology annotation, biological process: protein phosphorylation.
CCGACUUCCGAGAUGUCGGCCUGAUAUCUUUAACAGGAACUUCCACGUCCUUCCAGCACAUACUUCUCGAGGAAGCAGCUGGACGUGGCGCACGACACCUAGACGACCAUUUCUUCUAUCGCCGAUACGACUUCGAAAGUUAAACUUGAACUGAAGGCGCGAUAACCUAUAUCUAGGCUUAUUUAUUUUCUGACUGGACGACUUCUUUCGAGACCCGCAGUCCUCAUUAUUUGUUUUAACCUGGUCACUCUUUUGGCUUUUGGCGAUAUGUCCUACUCGCAAAGCGAUACCUCUCAUUCAAUCUGUCAUGUCCAAGCGAACAAGCAAAACGUCUUCCGAGUCCGUAUUCGCGACACCACAUCAUGCUCUUCUCUGUCUGCGGCUGGGCCACAGACCCCUCUCAAUAUCAAUGUCGGCCACGGACGAUUUCUCUCUUUGACUUCCAUGAAGACGAGUGCCCAAAAGCCGUGUAUUAUCACUGAUGUAUUCUAUACGCCCCCAUCUCCGCCCUCAUUAGAGUCGAGUCCGGGCUCAGCGAAAAUCCUGGACGACUCUUUUCUCCAAGACUCGACUACACAGAAUGACUUGUCGAACCUCCCUCCAUCUAUCUUAGCGUUUGACAUAAUUGGAACGCUCGGUCGAGGGACGUACGGAAAGGUCCUACUAGGUACGCGUCCCGACGGUUCUGGCCUGCGCGCCAUCAAGGUCCUCCAAAAAAGCGGUAUGCAUCGAUACGGGAUGGAAGAAGUUCGGCGAGAGCUUCGAACGCUCCAGUUGAUAGCCGAGCAGCCUAUGUCCACUAGCGGUGCAGUUUUCCUUCAAAAUAUGGUGGAGUCUUUCGAAAAUGAGCGCUUCGUGUUCAUCGUUUUCGAAUACCAUCCUACUCCACUCUCCGACCUCGAAAUCUCGUCUCGUCUGCGUCUAGGUCGAGUAUCCGGCGUUUCCGCUUCCAUCUCUCUUCCAUGCACCUUUCCAAUAGCGCCUAGCCGUCGGCAGGUGCAUGCCGCACUGCAUUCCUUGCGCCUUCUCUCCGCCGAGCUAGUUCUCGCGGUUCUCUUCCUCCACCAGAAUGGAAUUAUCCACCAAGACUUGAAGCCCGCAAACGUGAUGGUCUCGGCUGCAGGACACGUUAUCGUUGGCGAUUUUGGUGCUUCUUCUUACAUGAACAGAUGUGGGAACGGGGUAACGCUCCAGCCCACAGACGUCGUAACAUUCACCCCGCUGUACGCGGCUCCUGAACUGAAGUAUCGUAAUGCAGAAGGACUGGUGGUGUUCGACGGAGGUGUGGACUGGUGGAGUCUUGGCGUGAUGCUGUAUGAGCUCGCGAUGGGGUCCGUACCCUUUCGCACGGGGGACUGCCGGACGGUGGGAGAUUUUAGUCAUGCGUUCGGUCAGAUGGAGGAGAUCUCGUCGUCUGAGGAGUGGUGGGAUAGGAGAUUCGAAGAGUUCAUCCGAGAUCUGCUCGUCCAGGACCCACUACACCGGAUAAACGAUCAGGAUAUUGUGGAUCAGCCUGUUUUUGACCCUAUCUGCGAUCUUUGGGAUGAGAUAGCGGCAAUGAAGCACCCGCCUUUGCCGUGUCCUUCGGUGGGCUCUGCGGAUUCUGGUGUGGGACUUUCGUUGUACCACAGAGACGAUCCUUCCUAUCUUGGACGACUUCCUUCCGACUUUCCACUGCAGAAUGACGAUAAUCAUAGUUUGAUUCAACCCCUCCCUUCCUCCGCAUCAAUUUAUCAGCUUUGUACAGACGUCGGCGACGAGUUCUCUGACACAUUCUCGCCUUCAUGUUCUUCGACAGUGGACUCGGGGCUGGACAUUGGAAACGUGAUUUUCAGUCCUUCAUCUAAUUUCAACGUGCACGUGGCAUCGCCUUUACGACGAGAGGGAAAGUCGGACGGGAAACUCGAGGGGCGACGGGGGAAACGGCAUGUGGUGGCUCGACGUCAUCGGGAAUGGACAUUGGACGAGAAAAUUGCGAUAUCUUUGUUAAAGGCCGUGGAAUGUAGGAAGACGGUGGUGGUGGAUCCACCGGGUACUCCUUCGAGCAUGAAUGACCAGGAGUCAAAACCGAGCAUGGUCGGUAAAGUCUGGAGAAGGCUCAGGAAGUUUUCGUUGCGACCAUCGUUUGUUUCAUAGGACAUGCCUUAUAUACCCACAGUUAGUUCAUUUGUACUCAAUUUGUAGUCAACAGAAUCGUUUUGUAGGAUCUAUGUUAUUGGAUAUGUAUUAGCACAACAUUUGUAUCUUUGCAAUCACAUAUUAUUCUCAGUCCGUAGCAGCGGGAGUUGCGGUCCCGGAAUUCGGG